AUGGAGCCUGGAGCUGCAUCGAGGAGGACGAGCAGGUUUUCUUCAUAUGAGAGGUUGGUGGCCAUCGGGUUGGCCCUUCUAGCUGUGCUUUCUCCUCUUUAUAUCGACCGGACAACGGUAGAUGAUUCAGAACUUGAUUUGGAGCAGCCUAUUAACUUUGCUUCUUGGCUGCCUCUGCUGCUCUUGGUGUUGAUCUUGGCCCUCACUUUGUCGCUUUACUUGGACCGAAGCUUUACCAGGUUUGAUCCUAACUGGAUUCACAGAGUUGGCGGUUCUUCUAGUGGCAUCACGAUAAUUCUCAUGGUUCUUGCGUUGGUGUUGAAGUUUAAAGCUUCUAUUAGGAACUGGGAGGCUUAG
Molecule: messenger RNA, 357 nt
Organism: Prunus armeniaca (apricot)
Lineage: Eukaryota; Viridiplantae; Streptophyta; Magnoliopsida; Rosales; Rosaceae
Source: the annotation of a GenBank genome assembly